GGGCAUCUUGCGGUGAAGCAUCUAAUCUGAGCAGUCAGUCGUCCCCCCGCUCGCGGCCGGGCUACUGCUGGUCGUCAAGUACUCAAGUUGUAGGCGUGCAGCCGGGGCGUCGGCCGCUAGCUGCUGUCAGCACGCGCACACAGCAGCAGGGUGGUCGCCCGCGGGCCGGUAGCCGGCACGCGGUCGCGACAAGCCGAUAGCAACAGCAAGCGAGGCCCAAGUUCAGUCCCCAGAGAGCGGCAAGCUAGGUCUGUCAUCUUCUCUGGAGGGUUCAGAACCACCGAGAAUUAGCUGUCUUUGAGGAGUACAAUAGGAAUGGAUGAUGCUCAAGGGUAUCAAGAAGGAGAUGAUCAUGACUUAGUGCUGCAGAAACAAGAAUGGAUCAAAACACAAGACAUGCUCAAGAGUAAACUUAUUCUUGAAGAUGAAUUUGCCUGGAGUUUACCUUCGGUGGGCUCAGGUUUAGAUGAACCUGAGUGGUGCAAACUGAAGUAUAUUGGUGGGACUGACAUCAGCUUCUUGAAGGAAGACCCAUCCACAGCAUGUGCCGCGGUGGUAGUCCUCAAUGUCGAUACUUUAGAAGUUGUCCAUGAAGAGUUCAAUGUUGUCCGACUGCAAGUGCCAUAUAUUCCUGGUUUUCUUGCAUUCAGAGAGGCUCCAGUUCUUCUUGGACUCUUGGAAAAGGUGAAGAUCAAUGCACCUCAUUUCUGCCCUCAGUUGCUCAUGGUUGAUGGAAAUGGAUUGCUCCAUCCGCGAGGUUUUGGUUUAGCUUGUCAUCUCGGCGUUCUUGCAGACAUUCCUACUGUUGGAGUUGGAAAAAAUCUACAUCACGUAGAUGGCCUUAACCAAUCAGAAGUUAGAAGACUGCUCGGAUCAAAAGAGAACUGCAACAGGGAACUGGUUUUGUUGACUGGACAGUCUGGGACAAAAUGGGGCAUGGCGGUGCGCUCCUGCCCUGGUUCGUCGAAGCCAAUCUACGUCUCAGUUGGGCAUCGCAUCUCACUUGAUUCAGCCACGGCGAUAGUGAAAUCUUGCUGUAGAUACCGUGUUCCUGAGCCUACAAGGCAGGCGGAUAUAAGAUCAAAGGUCUUCCUGCAGAAGCUCCAAAAGCCACGGCAGUGACAGGACUUCCUUUUUGUUUUUUUUCCUCAAGUAUGUUACAAACUGGGAUCCUGACCGUCUUGCUUGCUGUAGUCGAGUUUUCAGAAACAAAUAUGUAACAUGAUAGAAUUGUCACUUGCGAGGUUGCCGCACCGUAGUUUGUAAAACAGACCGAUGAUUUCUCUG
Messenger RNA from Zea mays, 1287 nucleotides. RefSeq lists its product as uncharacterized. Gene Ontology annotation, molecular function: RNA endonuclease activity producing 5'-phosphomonoesters, hydrolytic mechanism; single-stranded RNA binding. NCBI's taxonomy places the organism in Eukaryota, Viridiplantae, Streptophyta, Magnoliopsida, Poales, Poaceae. Gene Ontology annotation, cellular component: nucleolus; cytoplasm. Gene Ontology annotation, biological process: DNA repair. The record is from RefSeq and is marked validated.